AUGGAAACUUGCUUAUGUGAAGAAGUGCCCAAAUGUACAAACUUUCAAUCGGCCAUUUGCCUGCAUUGCAAUCGACGACUAUGUCUUUUGCAUAUAACCGAACAUAACCAGUUUGUUUUCAGUCAGUAUCAACAAUUAACGAACGAGAUCGAAAAAAUGUCUCAAUACAUAAACAAUGAAUACGAAAAAACACGCGAUGUUUACCAAACCAUUCUUACUGAUGUUAAUAAUUGGCGUGCUAGACAAUUAGAAAAAAUCGGUGAAAUCUAUGAGAGUCAUUUGCAGUAUGUCGAAUCUCGACAAGAGACUUUAAGUAAUACUCAUCAGCAGUUAUCGGAACUACUCGAUCGCGAAGCUCGACAACCAUUAAAAGUUACAACUGAUCAGAAUAUGAUUACGUCAAGAUUAUGGAAUCAUGUUCAAGAAAUAAUCAAACGUGUACAACAUGACAGUGCACAGUUGAAAUGGAACUCAUUAAUGUCGAUGGCAUUAAAUAGGGAGUGUCUAUCAAUCAAUUCUUCACCCAAACAAGUAUCUUCAUCAAGUGAUAUUAAAGUACGUCGGCAGAAAACGUCAUCGUACACAUUAGCAUCCCUUCGGCAGGUGAACCUUCGAAAAUUUCGGCCAUUUAAACGUCUUGUUAGCAUGUUCGGGAAUGUCAAGAAUGUAGAACACAGUAAAUCAGAAAUCGUCAGUUACAUCGGAAGACAAAAUCCAGAGAUGCCGAUUCCAAAUAUCAUUUCAUCGUUCCUAGCAGCUUGGAAUCGAACUACUGAUGUUAAUGAAAAGAACGUUAUUUUGAAAGAAUAUACCUCAUUGAUUCGAAACUAUAUCUCAUUUAGUCCCAAUGAUUUUAGUGUUUUAGUGGGCAUACAUGCAUUCUUUUUCAAUAAACGAAUAGAAGAAUGUAAAAGAGAACUCAUGACAACGAUCUUACAUUUUUUUGUUGAUAAUAAUUGUUUAAAUGUGAAUCAAGUUAUUUACUGGUUUAAAAAUAAAGAUGAAAAUGUAUACAAGGGCUUCGAUGGCGCGAAACAAAUGACAGCACCGUUCAUAAAAUCCUUAUGGAUGAAUAGAAUAGAUAACAAUCAACAAGCCGCUGUAAUGCAAACGGAUGUUGAAGAAAGGGAAAAGAAACCAUUUGAGUCCUUAUAG
Molecule: messenger RNA, 1155 nt
Organism: Adineta ricciae
Lineage: Eukaryota; Metazoa; Rotifera; Eurotatoria; Adinetida; Adinetidae
Source: the annotation of a GenBank genome assembly